AUGAGCAGGAGUGCAAGCAGUUUUAUUCGUAAAGAGCUCGGCCAUAACCAAUCGGGUUCUACCCUUCAAAGUACUUCCAACUUUGAAAGAGCUUCAUCACCAAUAUUACAAUAUGAUGAAGGUGGAGCAAGAAAAUUUCAGCGCCCUCAAUCAACCAGUGGCAUUAGAAACCGCUCUAGAAUUGAGGCUCCACUACCGCCACCAUCUAUGGAAGAGCUACGUGCAGCUUCUCCUAUUGCCAACAGAUCAUCAUCACCCAUAGCUAAUCGAUCUUCCUCUCCUAUUCAAUAUAGAGCACCUUCGCCAGUAAACAGAAGUGAUGUCCCAAAACAACCAAGAGAUAACUUCAAUGAAUCAACUCUCUCUUCAAGCAACAGAGUGGACAGGAAUCAAGCAGCUAAAAGACCCUCUAGCGUUACCGGAAGUAGCAGAAGCUCAUCGCCAAAUACUAUAGACAAGAAACUAAAUACGAUUAGUAGCAGAAUUGAUUUUGACAGUCCAACAGCAAUACGGGAAUAUUCUCAUACGUCCUUUGAUGCUCCCAGAAAUCUAAAAAGACCUUCCUCAGUGGCUGGGUAUUCAAAGAAGAACUCAACUACAUCAAGCACCAUUUCUGGUAUUCCGCCACGAGAAUCUGACUGUUUCCAUAACACCACAUAUAACACUCAUUUCGUUGUCAACACCAAUCCAAAUCGAUCUGUAUCUCCAACAAGCUACUCAAGCACUUCAUUGCAAAGUAAGAGCUCCCUUGAUAGAGAGUUGAUAAAUAGCUACUUUUCCAAACAUAAUUCGGUGAAUCAAAGCCAUGCUGAAAAUGAAAAACAUGUACCUGUUCAUUUAAGGAAUGUAGACUAUUCUCAAACCAAUGACGUCUUAGAGGUGGUCAAAAACAAAAUUCAUAGUCUUUCUCCAAAUUUAUCAGAGGCCUUCAGGCGAAUCAAGCAAGCCACUGGAUACACAGGUAAUAAGGUUCGUGCAGAAGACUUCAAAAGAGCUCUUGUAAAGGAUUUCCACUUGUUGGAAGACAUUUCUGAUGAUACUCCUAAUUUUAAGGCUGUAAAGCAAUUUCAAACUGAGCAAAUCAAAAAGUUAGAUGAGUUUAUCAAAAUGGCAGACCCAAAAGGAGAAGGAGCAUUUGGAUAUUCUGAUUUUAUUCGUGCAAUGGAAGAACUAGAUAGAAAAUUAGGAACUAACUCAACAACUGCUCAGAGAGAGACAAGAUAUUGUGGAUCUAUGAUAGAUGAGGCUAUGAAAAGAAGAAGAGAAAAAACAGAGCAAUAUAUCGAGAAAAUAAUGGAUCCAAAAAAAGACAGGGCGCCUUAUGGUGUUGCUGAAGAUCUUGUUAAAAACACAGAUGUUUCAAAAUCAGUUUAUUAUACUAGAAUGGAAUUAUUAAGGAACACCUUUGGAGUUGAAAAUGACAAAAUACCAAUACCUUUAUUUAGGGAUGCCUUAAAAAGAUUUGACAGAUAUAUUUUGGAUGUGGAUGUAGAUCAAAUAAUUGAAAAUAUGGGAGCUAAAAAGAAGGGAUAUAUUUCCUUAAAUGAAUUUAUGAAUAAUUACGGCUUCGAGACAAUUAAAAGCAAAUCGUUUAGGAGUUCGUAUGAGAAUGUGAAAGGCAUACAAUGGCCUCAAACAUUGGAAUACAACCCAACCAAAGAAGAGAUAAUGAGUAGUAUGAGAGAGAACAAGAACAAAAAGAAAGUUAGAGGAAGGAUAAACAAUACUAGGACGAAUAUUUUGAGAGGAGAAGAAAUACGUCGAAACACUCCCUCUUCAUUGUCUGGUAGACUCUCUGUUUCAAGCGACAGAUCUUCCUCAUCCAUGGGACGAAGUGUUUUAAGUGAAAACAGUAGUGUUGGAAGAUCGUCAUCACCUGUUAGUUUUUUGAAAACUCCCGAUUACCUUACUGCUCCAGGGGGUGCUAGGUCCAUUCGUUUGUCAGAGUAA
Molecule: messenger RNA, 1950 nt
Organism: Naegleria fowleri
Lineage: Eukaryota; Heterolobosea; Eutetramitea; Acrasida; Naegleriidae
Exons: 1
Coding region: 1-1950 (649 amino acids)
Molecular function (GO): calcium ion binding
Source: RefSeq, a predicted model, not a curated record